Paramecium octaurelia is the source of this 1714-nucleotide messenger RNA. The record is from the annotation of a GenBank genome assembly. NCBI's taxonomy places the organism in Eukaryota, Ciliophora, Oligohymenophorea, Peniculida, Parameciidae.
AUGAUUCAAGAUAGCUUAGUUCUAAAAUUGAUUUUCAAGGACAUCAAACUUAAAUUUUCAGUUCCUGAUCCUACUUAAUCAAUCGAAUAUCUCAAAGGCAUUAUUUUACAAAAGUUAUCAGAGUAAGGAAUAAGCUUGCUUCCAAAUAAUGUUCAAUGCAAUGAUUCAGAUGACUUUAUGCUUAAUUCAUCAGAUAUAAUUGGAUAACUAUUAAAAUAAAAUGACACUGUCAAAUUAGUGGAAAAGGUAGCAGAUAACAUAAUAUAAUAACAAUAAUAACAAUAACAAUAACAAUCAUAAGAUAAUGCCACAGAAUCUCCUUAAAUAAUUUAAUAACAAGAUCCUGCUGAAGCCAUUGUUGUACUUUAUGAUAUCUCAGGUUCAAUGAGUUCAUAAUUUUUUGGAGAUAAAGAGCUUUCAAGAAUGGGGGCAGUAAAUGCCUUCUUCUCAGCCUUCGCUGACAAGACCUUAGCUUUUGAAUUCAACCACAUAGUGAAAUUGGUUUGGUUUGGAUCAGCAUUGUAUGAUAAAUGCGAGUUUAUAAGUGACUUCAAUAAAUUUAUCAAAUUGGUAGAUGAUGCUAAUCCUGGAGGGUCAACUAAAUGUUAUGAUGCCAUCGAUUAUGCUAUCAAUAAACUAUUGGAAGUAAAAUAAAAAUAUCCAGAUAUUGUGUUGAGAAUACUUGCAUUAACUGAUGGAGAGGAUAAUGCUUCAACCAGUAAACCUAAUACUUUAGUUUAAAAGAUCUUUGAUCAUAAAAUAAUCAUAGAUUCAUUUGUUGUGGGAGAAAACUGUGUUGGUUUAAAGACCUUGACACAUGCUAGUAAUGGAAGAUGCUAUUGUCCAAGAGACUUAGGAUAAGGAAUGUCUCUAUUUGAAAUUGAAAGUAUUUUAAGUACUAGUAGAAGAGAAAAGGUGGAAUACCCAACUAAUGUGGUAGAUUUGGAUGCUAUCAAAGGAAAACCAUUUGAUACCGAAGGAAUGAAGGUUGUUACUGUAGAUGUCUCAAAUAAAGCAGUAAUGAAAAGAGAAGAAAUCCUGAAAAGAGCCAAAGAAGCAGAUGCUUAGGAUAUUCAACAAGCAGCCAAUAAAACAGCUGUUGAAGGUAAAAAGGCUAUAGGUGGUGGCGGAAGUGGAAGAGAAAGAAGAGUAUUGAAGGAAUUAAAUGAUGCUGUAACUAAAAAUUAUGGUGAAUGUAGAAUGUAUCCAACUGCAGAUGACAUUGGACUUUGGAAGAUAUUAAUGCUAGGCCCAAAAAACACUCCAUUUGAGAAUGGAAUCUAUUAGUUAACUUGUGUAAUCCCUCAGGAUUAUCCAUUCAAACCUCCUAAAAUUACAUUUUCGACUAGAAUGCAUCAUCCAAAUAUAAGCAAAGCUUCUGGAGGAAUUUGUUUAGAUAUAUUAAAAGAUCAAUGGAGUCCUGCCUUGACUGUAUUUUCAGCUCUCCUUUCUAUUAGAAGUUUAUUAACUGAUCCAAACCCAGAUGACGCUUUAGAUAGUAAUGUGGCAGCUGAAUAUAAACACGAAAAAGAAUUAUAUAUUUAAAAUGUAAUAAAAGAAAAGCAACUUUAUGCUAGUCCAACAGUGGAAGAUUUAUUGAAGGAAGUCUUAGGUACAGUUAGUGUUGAUUCUCAAGAAUAUAAGGAUGCUCAUAAAGAUCUCAGUGAAUGGAUAGCAUAGUAUAAAUGAUUGAUUUGUUAUUGUUAAAAUAAUC